AUGGAUGAUUCCAAGGUUACGAUACCUUUCCCAGCUUCAACAAGGCAGGUUGUCGGUGAAGUCAAUGGAGUCAAGACCGAUGUCAUGUCGAUUUCGUUUGCAGACAAAAUUAUGAUCACAGUCACGCAAGAUGGCAGAUUGGCCCAAUGGAUCACUGUCCCCCUGCUGAGUGAUAAUCCAACACAAUCAGAUCCAUAUUUUCAGACCAUUCAGUCUGAAGAUGCCCUUGUCCCAUCAGCCCGCUUCCAGCCGCGGACACUUCUUGGAGCUGGGGGGUCAGACCGUGAGACUAUGGGUCAGCUGUAUGCCUCACAGAUUGCCACUGCAAUUGCGACCAAAUCCCCAGAAGAGUCCCGUUCGCUCAUGUUGGGACUUGGACUAGCCAAAGCUGAAAUGGACCGAGACGUCUUUCUGCAAAUCAUCGAUCUUGUUCUAAAAGUGCUCUGA
Messenger RNA from Exophiala aquamarina CBS 119918, 447 nucleotides. RefSeq lists its product as uncharacterized. Gene Ontology annotation, biological process: proteasome assembly. NCBI's taxonomy places the organism in Eukaryota, Fungi, Ascomycota, Eurotiomycetes, Chaetothyriales, Herpotrichiellaceae. Bases 1 to 447 code for a protein of 148 amino acids. The transcript has 2 exons. The record is from RefSeq and is a predicted model, not a curated record.